Molecule: messenger RNA, 1026 nt
Organism: Lactuca virosa
Lineage: Eukaryota; Viridiplantae; Streptophyta; Magnoliopsida; Asterales; Asteraceae
Source: the annotation of a GenBank genome assembly
AUGGGAUGUUGUGGUGGUCCUCCUGAUGGAUGGUGCUACUCCUUCACCAGAUUACUAUUUUCCAUUCGAUUUCGUAGUACUCAUCAAAAUCGAAAUUGCGAGUUUGGGGCAAUGGAGAAUAGCAUCGGUCAAAUCCCCUCCCCAACACAAAGAAGAUGGAGAAAAGUUGCUUAUGGAGGUAUGCAGCCUGGUUUUGAUGACAAUCACACAGACAACACUUUCCUUCAAGAAAUGGUGAUGAAUGCAAAUGUAGUCAAAAGAGACAUGCUUAAGGUGAUGCUAGAUUCCGUUUCAAUUUCUCAAUACCUUUGCAUUGUAGCACUUGUUGUUUUGGUCUGGACCCACACUCUCAAUUCCACCAUCACUCACAACUUUUUAUUAAUUCUUGAUGUCACCCUUCUUGCAUCUGGCUUCUUUAUCCUCCUCUUAACAGCCAAAAUGCUUUCAUUCACUCUUCUUAUCAACUAUUUAAUCAAAAUCUCCUUUUUCACAACCAGUCUAUAUGUCUUAUCCCCAAUAUACCACACGUUGACCAGGUCAAUAAGUUCAGAUUCCAUAUGGGCGUUGACCACAUCACUCAUAAUCCUCCAUCUCUUCCUCCAUAACUAUUCCGGAUCCACCAUUAAAGCUCCUGGAGCUUUAGAAAUUAAACCGACUUUAACCAGUAAUAUUUCACUUAAUGCUUCCAUUGUGGCUUCACUUUUGAUUGCUUCUAGACUUCCUUCGAGGGUUCUUGUGUUUGCUGUCAUUUUGUUUUCAUUGCAGGUUUUUCUUUUUGCACCAUUGGUGACUUAUUGUCUUAAGAAAUAUUCAGUAAGGUUGCACUUGUUCUUCUCAUUGGUGUUGAUGGUGAUGACUUUGAGUUGUGUUUAUUGUUUGCAUAAACUGAUGUUUGUGUUCUUGUUGGGAGUGUUGAGUUUUGUGAAUUUGGUGUGUCCUUAUUGGUUGAUUAGGAUUCAAGAGUAUAAAUUUGAGAUUAAUGGUCCAUGGGAUGAAGCCAAGUUAUGUUUUAACAUAACAGACUGA